This is a messenger RNA of Sus scrofa (pig), 2758 nucleotides long. RefSeq names its product ADP ribosylation factor GTPase activating protein 3 (gene ARFGAP3). Gene Ontology annotation, biological process: COPI coating of Golgi vesicle. The record is from RefSeq and is a predicted model, not a curated record. Gene Ontology annotation, molecular function: GTPase activator activity. Lineage: Eukaryota; Metazoa; Chordata; Mammalia; Artiodactyla; Suidae.
CGGGGACAUCGAGAGGCGGGGUCGAGCGUCACGCGCAGCCCCGCCCCUCCGCCGUCGUCUACCUCCUGGAGGCGGCAACCGCUGCUGCUCUGCCCUUCCCGGUUGGCAGGGGCCAGCUGCGCCUCGGUUCUUUGGUGACCAUGGGGGACCCGAGCAAGCAAGACAUCCUGACCAUCUUCAAGCGCCUCCGCUCGGUGCCCACCAACAAGGUGUGUUUUGACUGUGGUGCCAAGAACCCCAGCUGGGCCAGCAUAACCUACGGGGUGUUCCUCUGCAUCGACUGCUCGGGGUCGCACCGGUCCCUCGGCGUCCACCUGAGCUUUAUUCGAUCUACAGAGCUGGAUUCUAACUGGUCUUGGUUUCAGCUGCGAUGCAUGCAAGUUGGAGGAAAUGCCAGUGCAUCUUCCUUUUUCCAUCAACACGGGUGUGCCACCAACGACACCAAUGCCAAGUACAACAGUCGUGCUGCCCAGCUCUAUAGGGAGAGGAUCAAGUCCCUGGCCUCCCAGGCAACCAGGAAGCACGGCACGGACCUGUGGCUUGAUAGCUGUGUGGUCCCGCCUUCGUCCCCUCCACCAAAGGAAGAAGAUUUUUUUGCGUCUCAUGCUUCUCCUGAGGGGAGCGUCCCAGGCUGGGCUUCGGCUCCGCCAGAACCGUCAUCUUUAACAUUGAGGAAUGUGGACACCCCUCCAGCCAACAGUGAAGGAGGAGCAGAACAAGGACCAAGCGUGGAAGGUCUUAAUGUGCCCACUAAGGCUGCUCUAGAGGUUUCCUCCAUCAUAAAAAAGAAACCAAAUCAGGCCAGACGAGGACUUGGGGCCAAAAAAGGAAGUCUGGGAGCCCAGAAACUGGCGAAUACGAGCUUUAAUGAAAUUGAAAAACAAGCCCAAGCUGUAGAUAAGAUGAAGGAACAGGAAGACCUUCUGGCCAGGACGGCUUCUAAGGAGGAAUCGAUUGUUUCAUCGUUACGAUUAGCCUAUAAGGAUCUUGAAAUUCAGAUGAAGAAAGAGGAAAAGAUGAACAUGAGUGGCCAAAAAAAGGUGGAAUCAGAGAGACUUGGCAUGGGGUUUGGAAACUGCAGAAGUGGUAUCUCCCAUUCGGUGACUUCCGACAUGCAGACCAUUGAACAGGAAACGCCGGUCGUGGCAAAACCAAGAAAAAAGUACAGUGAUGACAAUGACGACUCAUAUUUUACUUCCACCUCAAGGUACUUCGACGAGCCGAUGGAAUUAAGGAGCAGUUCUUUUUCCAGUUGGGACGACAGUUCCGAUUCCUACUGGAAAAAAGAGACCAUCAAAGACACUGACCCGACCCUGAAAACCACAGGCUACACAGACAGACCCGCUGCCCGUCGCAAGCCAGACCACGAGCCCGUCGACGACACGGACGAGGCCCAGAAGAAGUUUGGCAACGUCAAAGCCAUCUCCUCAGAUAUGUACUUUGGAAGACAAGCCCAGGCAGAUUACGAAACCAGGGCUCGGCUGGAGAGGUUCUCGGCGAGUUCCUCCAUCAGUUCAGCUGAUCUGUUCGAGGAGCAGAGGAAGCAGACAGCAGGAAACUACAACCUCACGAGCGUGCUGCCCACGGCUCCCGACAUGGCCCAGUUUAAGCAGGGGGUGAGAUCCGUUGCUGGAAAGCUCUCCGUGUUUGCUAACGGUGUCAUGACUUCAAUUCAGGAUCGCUACGGUUCUUAAGCCCGACGGCCCGGAGCGCGGCGCCCGCAAGAUGGGAGAAAUUCCUCCCAGUGAACCAGUGCCCACAUCCCAGACCGCCGAGAGGACCAGCCAGUUUUGCAGAUCGUUUUGCUGCGUUUUCCCGUGGUAUACCUACAUUGCUGAUUUUUAAUAUUUCUUUUGAGAAAUUCUUAUUUUUUGACGUAGUAGAAGCUUCUUGGUACUUUGUUCUGUGUACUUCCUCCUGCCCACACCCUCCUUCUGGCCUGUCUGUGCCCAUCCCGCUUUCUUUCCUUGAACUCUUUGGUCCCAACAGCCAGGGGUCUGGAGACAGGGGCUCCUCCACUUCUCCAAGGACCAAGAGCCUUCGUGGGGUGGGGGGGUGUCUCUGCUGUGAGCCUCCCGGGCCAGCAGCUACCAGAGUCAGCUGAUGCCAGAAGGGCCUGAAAUUCACAACACCUCUUUGGUUAAAAAGGGAGCCGAGAAUAAAAGGCAAAGACCAAAAAUGGCUGGUGUCUAAUUUGAUAGGUUGUUUCCUUUAUAUUUCCACAUGUUAAGGUGAUUUCCGAAUAAUGUUUAAAGAUGUCUGUCCCUUUGUUUAUUUUAUAUGAUCUAUACAUUUAAAAAUAAUUCUCAAUGAGUGCUUUUAACAGCCCAAGCUUCUGCUUUGCCAAGCAAAUUAAUCUUUGGACAAGGUGUUGCUGUUUGAAUUUAUGAGAACCGUAAGAGGACUCCCUCAGUGCAUUUAUAAAUCAAUGUGGUGUACAGAAGUAAAAAUGAAUACGGUAAGAGACACCCACAGAGAAUAUUUCAGUACAUGGGACAACAGGAGUUGUAAUUGGGUAGUUUUCUUAAUAUUUUUAUCUUAAUCUUGGUUUUCAAAAAAAACUACAGAAUGUGUACAAAUGAAUAAAGAAAAAUAAUUUGGCUGUGUUUUAGACAGCAUUAGAAUAUAUUGUUCAGCACAGUAAAAUAUAUUUGAAAUUCGAUGAGCCAGAAAUGUGGUUUCAACUGAAUAUUUUGUGAAUUUUUCUUAAAAGCUCAAAUUUGUAGACUUCUAAAUAUAAUAAACAAUUGCAGCAGAU